Molecule: messenger RNA, 318 nt
Organism: Hippocampus comes (tiger tail seahorse)
Lineage: Eukaryota; Metazoa; Chordata; Actinopteri; Syngnathiformes; Syngnathidae
Product: regulator of nonsense transcripts 3A-like
Exons: 2
Biological process (GO): nuclear-transcribed mRNA catabolic process, nonsense-mediated decay; positive regulation of translation
Cellular component (GO): cytoplasm; nucleolus
Molecular function (GO): telomeric repeat DNA binding
Source: RefSeq, a predicted model, not a curated record
AUCUUUGACACCCAAACAGGUCAGGAGUUCCCUGCUGUGGUAGAGUUUGCCCCCUUCCAGAAAGUCUCCAAAAAAAAGCUCAAAAAGAAAGAUGCCAAAGCUGGAAGUAUCGAGGAAGACCCGGAAUAUAAACGCUUCUUGGAGAACUACUCCUGUGAUGAGGAGAAGUCGAUGGCUAACCCUGAGACGCUCCUGGGGGAAAUCGAGGCCAAAACCAAGGAGCUUAUAGGUAAGCUUUUGAGUAACUAUCAUCAUGUGGUCUCAGAAGUCGGUUCAUACAAAUGAGAUUUCUUCAGAAAGGUACCACUUGCAGGGAUG